This is a messenger RNA of Choloepus didactylus (southern two-toed sloth), 1144 nucleotides long. RefSeq names its product cyclin P (gene CCNP). Gene Ontology annotation, cellular component: cyclin-dependent protein kinase holoenzyme complex; centrosome; nucleus. The coding region runs from base 1 to 1104 and encodes 367 amino acids. The record is from RefSeq and is a predicted model, not a curated record. Gene Ontology annotation, molecular function: cyclin-dependent protein serine/threonine kinase regulator activity. Gene Ontology annotation, biological process: regulation of cyclin-dependent protein serine/threonine kinase activity; mitotic cell cycle phase transition. The transcript has 7 exons. NCBI's taxonomy places the organism in Eukaryota, Metazoa, Chordata, Mammalia, Pilosa, Megalonychidae.
AUGUGCGAAGGCUCUGAGCACGCACCCACCUUGCUCACGCACCUGUCCGGGCAAGGCGAGCUCAAUUCGCAGGUGCUCACGCUCAUUCCCAGCGGGAAGAGGCCGGCGGCCGCCAGCCUGGAGGAUGCUAGUGAGAAACCGGAGCCAGCGCCCCAGGGGUCCGCUCGGGCCACUCUCCCAACGCUGACCCCAGGCCCCUCGCCCUUCCAGAGUCCGAGCAUCCCGCUCCCCGUCGGCGCCCCCGCGGGCACCAGUGGCUCCCCAGGACGCCUGGAAAGGCCGCCGGGGCCCUGGGCGCCGCCGGGGCUGGAGGAGGCGCUGGGCGCGCUGGGGCUGGAGGGAGAACGCGAGUACGCCCGGGACAUCUUCGCCGAAGUCAUGGUGUGCCGCGCGCUGCCCGAAAGGGCCUUGCCUCGCACCGUCACCCCGGAGAUGCGCGCACUAGUGGUGGACUGGCUGGUCCAGGUGCAUGAGUACCUGGGCCUGGCGGGGGACACGCUCUACUUGGCCGUGCACCUGCUUGAUUCCUACCUGCGCGCCGGCAGAGUGCGCCUACACCGCUUGCAGCUGCUGGGCGUGGCCUGUCUGUUCGUGGCGUGCAAAGUGGAAGAGUGCGUGCUUCCUGAGUCCGCCUCCCUCUGCCUCCUGGGCGCCGGCUCCUUCUCGCGGGCCGAGCUGCUGCGCGCCGAGCGUCGCAUCCUGAUCCGCUUAGAUUUCCGGCUGCACCACCCCGGCCCGCUGCUGUGCCUCGGGCUGCUGGCUGCGCUGGCCCGGAGCAGCCCCGAGGUGAUGCUGCUCGCCACCUACUUCCUGGAGCUGUCCCUGCUGGAGGCCGAGGCCGCGGGCUGGGACCCGGGUCGCCGCGCCGCUGCCGCGCUGAGCCUGGCGCACCGCGUGCUUGACGGGGCGGGCGCCGGGCCCGAGCCAGCGCUUUACAGCCCCGCAGAGCUGGGUCUCCUCGAGCCGUGCAUGGCCCGCGCCGCGCUCCGAGGUCCUGCGCCAGGACGCGCCGCCAUCUUCCUCAAGUACGCGCGACCGCAGCGCCAGGGCACCAGCCUCGCCGCCGCCCGCCUGCUCCGCAGUCCCCAGUCCAGGAUUCCUUGAUCCGGGAGACCCGGGCAAAAACCCUGCUCUGUGCGUGUGU